AUGUCAGUAGUCAAUAGGCCAAAAAUUUCAGAAGAAAAUCAGAUUCUUUUUGUCAAGAAUUUGCCAUUCAACGCCACCUCAGAUGAUCUGUAUAAUCUCUUUGGACAGUUUGGUAGUAUCCGUCAAAUACGCGUGGGGAACGCAUCAAACACCAAGGGCACUGCAUUUGUAGUGUACGAUCACAUUUCAGACGCCAAAAGCGCGUACAACAAGCUUGCAGGCUUUAACUACCAGAACCGGUAUCUGGUGGUGCUGUUCCACUCAGUUAACCGCAUGAAAAAGGUUCAGUAUGAUCUGGAAACAAGACGAGCGAACUUGGAGCAGCUGAAGGAAAAAGAGGGCAUUGAGUGA
Magnusiomyces paraingens is the source of this 351-nucleotide messenger RNA. RefSeq lists its product as uncharacterized. Gene Ontology annotation, molecular function: RNA binding. Lineage: Eukaryota; Fungi; Ascomycota; Dipodascomycetes; Dipodascales; Dipodascaceae. Bases 1 to 351 code for a protein of 116 amino acids. The record is from RefSeq and is a predicted model, not a curated record. The transcript has 3 exons.